Aedes aegypti (yellow fever mosquito) is the source of this 1862-nucleotide messenger RNA. RefSeq names its product polyserase-2. The record is from RefSeq and is a predicted model, not a curated record. Gene Ontology annotation, molecular function: serine-type endopeptidase activity. The coding region runs from base 43 to 1797 and encodes 584 amino acids. The transcript is spliced from 4 exons. NCBI's taxonomy places the organism in Eukaryota, Metazoa, Arthropoda, Insecta, Diptera, Culicidae. Gene Ontology annotation, biological process: proteolysis.
CCGUCGAUUAACUAUGUAUUUUAAUCUCAGUCUUGCUCCACGAUGCAUGUGUUUAAUUCCGCUGCAUUGGCAAUCAUUCUAGUUUUAUGUGGAUCUGACGCAUCGACGAAAAAUCAAGGAUUGAAAUGCGGAGCAAACAGAAUGGAACGCACCCAAGACGAUAUUUUCAAUAUUUGGCCAUGGCAUGUGGCUUUGUACAAUAAAACCUUGGAUUACAUUGCCGGUGGUUCGAUCAUCAAUGUGCGGUUUGUAUUGACGGCAGCUCAUGCAACAUUCCGCGAUGGAAGAACUCCAAUGCAGCCCAGUGAACUAACGGUUCUGGCUGGCUUCGUAGAUUUGCGAGAUUUCUCCGAUGAUUCUCAGGAGUACAAAGUGAUGGAAAUCAUUCGUUAUCCGCUCUAUAACCUUCGCACACGGAUGAAUGAUGUUGCUUUAUUAAAAGUAAGGAGGAAGAUUAUGUUGAAUUUUCACGUGGCCCCAAUUUGUCUAUGGCCCGAAGGAGGACCCACUUUGGAAACACUCGCCCAACAACAAGAGCGUGGAACGGUGGUUGGAUGGGGUCUAUCGGUGAAUGGAUCGUUUUCUAAUAUUUUGAGGGAAACAAGUCUAUCCUUGAUAGGCUUUGAAAGUUGUGCCGAGCAUACCAAGUCAUUUCAACCUCUAUUGGCAAAAGGUAAGAACUAUUGCGCUGGAAAUCGGGGUGGAGCAAGUGUUUGCAAAGGCGACAGUGGUGGUGGAAUGUUUUUCCUUAUUGAUGGAGUUUGGUACAUAAGAGGCAUUGUCAACCAGGGAACUCCUACGCAGGACACUCGGUAUCUAUGUGAUCCCAGAAAAGAUGUACUAUUCAUGGAUGUCACUUAUUACCGAAAGUGGAUCGAAAGGCAUGCAAUGCCACAAAGACAUAACCUUUUGGCUUUAAAAGAAUGCGGCUUAGGGCACUACGAUGAAACAAAUGUAAGGCACAAAAAAUUUGUUCAUUCCGAACGGCAUCCAUGGGUUGCCCAUUUGUACUACUCGUAUCAAAAUCGGAUCAACGUUAGUGAUUGCCACGGGGUGUUGAUCCACCCAGAGUUUGUACUUGCUCCUGCUAGGUGUGUCUACAACAAACCUGAUCGGAAACUCUUACAUGUUAUUCUUGGCGAAGAGCUGAUAGGUCCAGAUCCAUUGAGUUUGGAUUACAACUUUCAAGCAAUCAAAGUUUCCGAAGUGUUCAUGGAUGGACGAUUUGAUAUUGAAAAAUAUGGCCACGACGUCAGUGUGCUGCAUUUAUCCCGAUCAGUAGAGUUAGCAAAUAACACCCGUCCAGUUUGUCUACCGUCCUUGUAUGAACAAUCGCCUUAUUUCAACCUGGCCGCUUGGUAUCGUCGUGAUAGCCACCCCAAAGAGCUGCAAUCCACUCUCAUGAGACCGAUUCGGUUCAACUUUUGCAGUGCCCAGUACAAAACGUACCAAAUCAAUAUCACCGAUCAGGAUCGUCUCAAUUGUUUCCAACAUUGCGAAAUGUCCGAUAUAGUGCAAUCAGAUGGAACACACAGUUGUGAUUACAGUAGGAAUAAUACAUCAUGCAAAACACCCAUUUCUGGAGCACCACUAUUUUAUACGAAACAUGAUGGUAUAAACACAUACACUUACCUUUUCGGGAUGCGAUCGUUUGGAUUUGCUGACUGUGUGGACAAAAUGAGUGAAGUCUUCAGUGAUAUCGUGGGUAUGGGGCCUUGGAUUAAGCAUAUGGUGGAGAAACAUUCUAAAUCUGACAAGAAGGAUUCGAGUUUCGAUGUACCCUAUCAUCGUGGUUAAUAAUAAAAAAUCAGGUAUCUCAAGUUAUUUACUCGCCUGGGAAACCAGCGACUAGUAACAAUGAA